AUGCAGUUGAUUCCCGUUUUUUUAAUCCUGCCAUUAUUCACAUCCUUUGCUUAUGCCAAUUACAAUGAAAAAGAUGCCAUAAUUCUUCAAAUCAGCAAUGCCAAUCACCCCGACUCGAAGGGCAAUUAUCGUUAUGCAUUUGAGACCUCAAAUGCCAUUCAAAUACAGGCCGCCGGCAAUGCGGCUGGGGUUGUUGGUGAAGUGAAUUUUGUCUCGCCCGAUGGUAGGGUGUUCGAGUUAACCUAUACCGCCGAUGAGAAUGGUUAUCAUCCAUUGGCAACAUUUUUACCCACACCACCGCCGAUACCGGAUUACAUAAAACGUUCUCUGGAAUAUAUAAGGAAUCACAAACAACAGAGACGGAAAACAACUCGGCAGAAUAACUGA
Molecule: messenger RNA, 387 nt
Organism: Musca domestica (house fly)
Lineage: Eukaryota; Metazoa; Arthropoda; Insecta; Diptera; Muscidae
Product: pupal cuticle protein Edg-78E-like
Exons: 2
Coding region: 1-387 (128 amino acids)
Cellular component (GO): chitin-based extracellular matrix
Molecular function (GO): structural constituent of chitin-based larval cuticle
Source: RefSeq, a predicted model, not a curated record